UUUCUAUCCCUGCCUUCUGAAACUCUUAUUAUAUAAGGUUGCAUGAUUUGGUAGAUUCAUUAAACCCAUACAACAUAUCCCAAAUCCAUCAAAAACUGUUGAAAAUGUCAGAAUUACUAGAGAAAGAACAAAACCAAGAGACAUUUGGUUGGGCAGCCAGGGACCCUUCAGGAAUCCUCUCUCCCUUCCAUUUCCAUAGAAGGACUAAUGGAGACUUUGAUGUAACAAUCAAGAUACUUUAUUGUGGGAUUUGCCAUUCUGACCUACAUGUAGUUAGAAAUGAGUUUGGAAUCUCUCUCUACCCUGUUGUUCCUGGGCAUGAAAUUGUGGGUGUAGUGACCCAAGUGGGUGACAAAGUGCAAAAAUUCAAGCUUGGAGACAAAGCAGGUGUGGGUUGCUUUGUAGACUCAUGUGGUAAAUGCAAGCACUGCAAGGAAAACUUAGAAAACUACUGUCCUAAAGCCAUAACCACAUACACAACAGCAAUGUUCAAUGGUGAUACCAACAAAAACUAUGGCGGAUUCUCGGAUAUUUACGUUGUUAACGAGCAUUUCGUGGUCCAAAUCCCGGAUACUCUGCCAUUAGAAGGCGCAGUCCCGCUACUUUGCGCUGGGAUUACUGUUUUUAGCCCCAUGAAAUACUUUGGACUUGACAAGCCAGGAAUGCAUGUUGGUGUGGUUGGUCUUGGAGGAUUAGGGCAUGUAGCAGUCAAGUUUGCUAAGGCUUUUGGGAUGAAGGUGACUGUAAUCAGUACUUCUGAGAGGAAAAGGGAGGAAGCAAUCCAGCACCUUAAAGCUGAUCACUUUAUAUUGAGCCAUGACUCGGAGCAAAUGCAGUGUGGGGGAGUUGGAUGGCAUUCUGGACACAGUUUCUGCAGCACAUCCAUUGAUGCCAUUAGUGGACCUGUUGAACACAGAUGGGAAGCUAAUACUGUUGAGUGCAUCAAGUUUGGACAAACCAGUGGAAGUGAAUGUUGUGCCUCUGCUUGUUGUAAAAAUGAUGCAGGGAGGAAGGGGAUUGGAGGAAGUUCAGGAGGAGGAAUGAAGGAGACACAAGAGAUGAUAGAUUUUGCAGCAGAGAAAGAAAUAAUUGCAGAUGUUGAAGUUGUUUCAAUGGAUUAUGUGAACCAAGCCAUGGAGAGGCUCAAAAUGGGAGAUGUCCAUUACAGAUUUGUCAUUGACAUUGGAAAUACCCUCCACGCACAUUGAGUUCUGUUGUCAUCUCUUAUUAAAUUCUGUUGAAUACAUAAAAGUUUCCGUCUCUGUUGACACA
Messenger RNA from Tripterygium wilfordii, 1272 nucleotides. Its product is annotated as probable mannitol dehydrogenase. The transcript has 6 exons. Gene Ontology annotation, molecular function: zinc ion binding; NAD binding; cinnamyl-alcohol dehydrogenase activity. Gene Ontology annotation, biological process: lignin biosynthetic process. The coding region runs from base 105 to 1208 and encodes 367 amino acids. The record is from RefSeq and is a predicted model, not a curated record. NCBI's taxonomy places the organism in Eukaryota, Viridiplantae, Streptophyta, Magnoliopsida, Celastrales, Celastraceae.